This is a messenger RNA of Priapulus caudatus, 1716 nucleotides long. RefSeq names its product mitochondrial ornithine transporter 1-like. Lineage: Eukaryota; Metazoa; Priapulida; Priapulimorpha; Priapulimorphida; Priapulidae. Gene Ontology annotation, biological process: mitochondrial L-ornithine transmembrane transport. Bases 29 to 1066 code for a protein of 345 amino acids. Gene Ontology annotation, molecular function: L-ornithine transmembrane transporter activity. The transcript has a single exon. The record is from RefSeq and is a predicted model, not a curated record.
UUGUAGCCGUAGCGUGUCGGCUGCGACCAUGGUGCUUUUCGAAGAAUGGCAAGCGUGGACACACGCGAUGGAACACCAUUACAGGCAUGACACGCCGCAGGACUCCGCCGAGCGGCCGCAGUCCGCGCAGUGGCUCAGCCCGACAUUCUGGGAUGGCCCGAUCGACCUCGUCGCGGGAGCACUAGGGGGCGCCGCCACCGUCUACGUCGGCCAGCCGCUCGACACGGUCAAGGUGAAGCUGCAGACGUUUCCGCAGCUGUACCGCAACGCGUACGUCUGCUUCGUGCAGACGGCGCGCGCGCAGGGCCUGCGCGGCCUCUAUGCCGGCACCGUGCCGUCGCUCGCCGCCAACGUCGGCGAGAACUCGGUGCUCUUCUUCGCGUACGGCUUCUGCCAGAAGGCGACGGCAUCCAUGAUCGGCAAGCCGAGCGCGCGCGAGCUCACCGAUCUCGACAACGCGUGCGCGGGCUUUCUCGCCGCGUUCUUCUCGGCGCUCGUGCUCUGCCCGACCGAACUCGUCAAGUGCAAGAUGCAGGCGCACGAGGAGAUUCUGCGCAGUCAGUACGCCGGCGGCGCCGUCCCCGCGCACGCGCGCGUAAAUCCGUACGGCGUCUGCAAGAGCGUCUUCCGCGAGGAGGGCGCGCGCGGAUUCUUCCGCGGCCUGACGAGCACGAUGAUACGCGAGAUGCCUGGCUACUUCUUCUUCUUCGGUGGCUACGAGGUUUCUAGGACGUUGAUGACGCCGCCCGGCAAGACGAAGGACGACCUGAGCGUGUUCAGGCUGGGAGUGUGCGGCGGCAUCGGCGGCUGGUGCCUCUGGCUGAGCAUCUAUCCGUUCGACCUGAUCAAGUCGAGGAUGCAGGUUCUGACAGACGACACGCGAUUCGUAACAGUUCUGAUGUCGUACCUCAAGCGAGGACUUCCUGGCGUGAGAGACAUGUACAGGGGCCUGGGUCCGACGUUACUACGUACCUUUCCAGCCACCGGAGCCUUGUUCAUAACCGUUGAAUAUAGUCGCAAGUUGAUGCAUAGCCUGACAGGAAAGGACGAUGACGAUUAUAUUUAGCAAUGGUCCCCAUUAAUUUAUUACUGGAAAAACGUCUUCGUAAGUAAUCGACUAUGAAACCUACGUCUGGUUGGGAAGGUUGCUUCCUAGCUGGGUUAUUUUCUAAUGCUGGUAAAGUAGAUAAAUAACUCGGUUAUUAAAGGUAUAGCUUCCCUCGACCUUUCGACGUAAAUUUGUGUAACAAACCACUGUAAAGACGUCAGUAAUUAACCCGCUACACUUUAACUGAACGUUAGCUUUGAAAAUAAAAUCAAUUGUGGCAAGUGUGCGGAGCGGAACUUAAUAACCUAAUUUGGUCAGGUCGUUUCUAGACAGUGACCUGGUAGGCAUCUAAGCCAACUGUGCAUGCCCACAGUAUCUCAUUAUAACUCAACUGGGUAACCAGUUUAUUAUAUAGUUAUAGAUAAAUAUAUUAUAUAGAUAUAAUCUAUAUAAUCUAAUACGAAACGUAUGUUUUUACCAUUACUAGAAUGGUUUUAUAUUGGUGAAUACACGACCACUUAUUUCCAUUUACGCAGGUUUGCUCUUUCAGUGAGUGCCUCUUCAAUGCAUUCAAUACAUUAUGUUGAGACUGAAUGCAUAAAACAAACUAGAAAUGAGCAGUUGUCGCCAACUACAUGUAUCCCCCGUGAUCUAGUAUGAAUGGAAUA